AUGAAGGCGGCGGAGAGCCCUCUCGAUGAGCCCUUCCUUGUCCCGGGCAAAGAUGAGGAGCAGCGCGGCAGCGGCGGCGGCGCCGACGACGUCGACAACAUGGAGGCGCAGCUCCUCCUCCAUCACGACACGGGCGCCUCCUUCUGGCGGAGCUGCCUCAACCUCAGCAACGUCAUCUCAGGUACGAUUACGACCGCGUCGGGUUGUUGUCCGUGCCGUACGCUCAGCCUGGCGCUCUUCGCCGUCGUCGGCGCCGUCUGCUACUACACCGGCGAGCUCAUCGCCCGCUGCAUGCGCGCCGGCGGCGACGCCGUCAGGAGCUACCCGGACAUCGGCCAUCUCGUGUUCGGGUGGCCGGGCCGGAAGACCAUCGGCGACGUCAUGUACGGCGAGCUCUACCUGGUCGCCAUCAGCUUCCUCAUCCUCGAGGGCGACAACCUCGACAAGCUGCUCCCCGGCACGGCCGUCGGCCUCCCUGGCGGCUACGUCCUGCGGGGGAAGCAGCUGUUCACGCUCGUGGCGGCCGUGGUCAUACUCCCGACUACGUGGCUCCGGGACCUCUGCGUGCUCGCCUACGUGUCGGCGGUCGGGCUCGUCGCGUCGGUGGCCCUCACGGCGUCCCUGGUCUGGGCCGGCGUGGCCGAGCACGGCUUCCAUGCCGCCAAGGAUGCCAAUGUCUUUAGCCUCGCCGAGCUGCCCACUUCCCUCAGCUUAUAUUUCGUCUGCUUCGCCGGCCACGGCGUCUUCCCCACGGUGUACACCUCCAUGAGCAACAGGAAUGACUUCACCAAAGUCCUCCUGGCCUCCUCGGUGCUCUGCAGCCUCAACUACGCGCUGACGGCGGUUCUAGGGUACAUGAUCUACGUGGACGACGUGAAGUCGCUGGUGACGCUGAACCUCCCGUCGGGGAAGGUGUACACGAGGAUCGCCAUCCUGACGACCCUGAUCACCCCGCUGGCCAAGGCGGCCAUCAGCACCGCCGUCGUUGUCAGCACGGUGGUGGCGGCGUGCACGGUGCCCUUCUUCGGCUACCUCAUGUCCUUCAUCGGCUCCUCUCUCAACGUCACCGUCGUCGUCCUGUUCCCGUGCCUGAGCUACCUCAGGAUCGGAGAGGUUCGCCGUGCCGAGGCCGCGGGGAUCGUCGCCAUACUGGUGGUCGGAGUGUGUGUCGCCGUCCUAGGAACUUACUCCUCCCUGCACCAGAUUGUGAGCACAUUUUUUUAG
Molecule: messenger RNA, 1224 nt
Organism: Miscanthus lutarioriparius
Lineage: Eukaryota; Viridiplantae; Streptophyta; Magnoliopsida; Poales; Poaceae
Source: the annotation of a GenBank genome assembly